CCCUGGGGGCGGGAGCGGGUGUUUGUGUUGGAAAAAAUCAAACUGCGCCACGGGGUGGAGCGGCCCCCCCAACCCAUGUCUGGGGGACGGUGUGGGGGGGCCGCUCGACCCCCGAGAGGGCUUGCGGAUGCUGAACCUCUGGGAUCCCCAGAACCAGCUUGCCAUAGACAAACUCCCUCUCCAGCCUCCUGCGCUCCCCGGACCCCCACGCGCGCCCUUGGAAGAGUCUCCUCGCGUCUUUACUUUCCCACCUGCUGCAUGGCCCAGUGUCGCGUCGCCCUUUCCCAUCCUGAGUUGAAAAGGGUGUAGUUGCCAGACAGCUGCCCCGAGAGCUGUGCGUAGGUAUACGCACCAGUUCCUUCCCGCAGCCCCCUGCACCUCCUCUCACCAAACGGGGAGCGGUGUACGCUGGAAAGUCGAGGUGUCCUAUCUGUGAGGGUUCCCCCAGGCACCAUGCCAGCCCCAUAGUACCACCCACCCAUGAGUUCUGCUGUACCCUCUGCUGGGGCACUUGUUCCGAUGAGACAGAGCACUUCAGACUUCAUCUGGCUGUUACCGAGGCGGAGACAAGGGUGAUGGUUGGCUGUCUGUGGAGAGAGGCGUCUUGUGAUUGGCUGGGUCUCUGAAGCUCCUGGAACUGAGAGGACGCUCCCACGGAGGCUGGAACUGGUUGCAGAAGGCCAGAGGCUGCUGCCUGGGAACAGUGAGCACUCUUGUUAAGAGCGGUUGGAGCUGGACCAUCGUGCCAGAGAGCUGGGGCAGGGGGCCGGGCCCCAUCUCCAGGGCUCCUGGGGCCACUGCUGACCUGGCUGGAUGCAUCGGGCAGUGGACCCUCCAGGGGCCCGCUCUGCACGGGAAGCCUUUGCCCUCGGGGGCGUGAGCUGUGCUGGGGCUUGGAGCUCCUGCCCACCCCAUCCUCCUCCUCGAAGCUCAUGGCUGCCCGGAGGCAGGUGCUCUGCCAGCCUUGGGCAGCCCCCACUCCCUGCUCCUUUACCCCCUUCUCAUGGCAGUAGCUCCGGGCACCCAAAUAAACCCUACUAUGCUCCUGGGACGCCCGCCCCAAGACCUCUCCACGGGAAGCUGGAGUCCCUGCAGGGCUGCGUGCAGGCCCUGCUCCGGGAGCCAGCCCAGCCAGGGUUAUGGGAACAGCUUGGACAGCUGUAUGAGUCAGAGCACGACAGCGAGGAGGCCAUAUGCUGCUACCACAGGGCCCUUCGAUAUGGAGGAAGCUUUGCGGAGCUGGGGCCACGGAUUGGCCGAUUACAGCAGGCCCAGCUCUGGAACUUUCAUGCUGGUUCCUGUCAGCACAGAGCCAAGGUCCUGCCCCCGCUGGAGCAAGUGUGGAAUUUGCUGCACCUUGAGCACAAACGGAACUACGGGGCUAAGCGAGGGGGUCCUCCGGUGAAGAGAUCUGCCGAGCCCCCAGUGGUGCAGCCCAUGCCCCCCGCGGCUCUCGCAGGCCCCUCGGGGGAGGAGGGCCUCAGCCCCGGAGGCAAGCGCAGGAGAGGCUGCAGCUCUGAACAGGCUGGCCUUCCCCCGGGCUUGCCGCUCCCCCCACCGCCACUACCACCGCCACCGCCACCGCCACCUCCUCCACCACCUCCCCCUCCGCCACCGCUGCCUGGCCUGGCUAUCAGCCCCCCGUUCCAGCUGACUAAGCCGGGGCUCUGGAGCACCCUGCAUGGAGAUGCCUGGGGCCCCGAGCGUAAGGGCUCAGCGCCCCCAGAGCGCCAGGAGCAGCGGCACUCGCUGCCUCACCCGUAUCCAUACCCAGCUCCUGCCUACACCGCUCAUCCGCCCAGCCACCGGCUGGUCCCAGCCACACCCCUUGGUCCAGGUCCCCGACCCCCAGGAGCAGAGAGCCAUGGCUGCCUGCCUGCCACCCGUCCCCCCGGAAGUGACCUUAGAGAGAGCAGAGUUCAGAGGUCGCGGAUGGACUCCAGCGUUUCACCAGCAGCAUCUACCGCCUGCGUGCCUUACGCCCCUCCCCGGCCCCCCGGCCUCCCCGGCACCAGCAGCAGCAGCAGCAGCAGCAGCAGCAGCAGCAGUAACAACACUGGUCUUCGGGGAGUGGAGCCGAGCCCAGGCCUUCCUGGCGCUGACCAUUACCAAAAUCCUGCGCUGGAGAUUUCCCCUCACCAGGCCCGCCUGGGGCCCUCGGCACACAGCGGGGCCCACAGCGGCCGGAAACCAUUUUUGACGGCCCCUGCUGCCACUCCCCACUUGCCCCUCCCACCUGGGACCCCGCCAUCCCCCCCACCGCCCUGCCCUCGCCUCCUGCGCCCUCCACCACCCCCGGCUUGGAUGAAGGGCUCCGCGCGCCGCUCAGCCCGAGAGGAUGGAGAGAUUUUAGGGGAGCUCUUCCUGGGCGCCGAGGGGCCUCCCCGCCCGCCUCCCCCGCCCCUCACCCACCCCCGCUUUCCUGUGGGCACUCAGGAUUCGCACACCCCUCCCACGCCCCCAGCCACCAGCAGCAGCAGCAGCAGCCACAGCAGUAGUCCUGGGCCUGUGCCCUUCCCACCACCGCCCUACCUGGCCAGAAGUGUAGACCCCCUUCCCAGGCCGUCCAGCCCACCACUGAGCUCCCAGGACCCGCCUCUUCCGCCACUGACUCUCGCCCCUCCCGCCUCCGGCCACCAAAAUACCUCAGGAAGCUUCAGGCGCUCGGAGAGCCCCCGGCCCAGGGUCUCCUUCCCAAAGACCCCCGAGGUGGGGCAGGGGCCGCCCCCAGGCUCUCUGAGUAAAGCCCCCCAGCCUGUGCCAACUGGGGUUGGAGAGCUGCCUGCCCGAGGCCCGAGGCUCUUUGAUUUCCCACCAACUCCCCUGGAGGACCAGUUCGAAGAGCCAGCGGAGUUCAAGAUCCUGCCCGACGGGCUGGCUAACAUCAUGAAGAUGCUGGACGAGUCCAUCCGGAAGGAGGAGGAACAGCAGCAACAGGAGGCAGCCGCGGCCCCCCCACCCCCCCUCAAAGAGCCCUUUGCGCCUCUGCAGCCUCCGUUUCCCAGUGACACGGCCCCAGCCGCCACCACCACGAUCCUAGACGAGGAGAAGAAGCCACCAGGAGCCCUUCCGCCGCCGCCGCCUCUAGCCAAGUUCCCGCCGCCUCCCCAGCCACAGCCCCCACCGCCUCCACCAGCCAGCCCAGCCAGCCUGCUCAAGUCACUGGCCUCUGUCCUCGAGGGCCAGAAGUACUGUUACCGGGGGACGGGAGCGGCGGCGGCCAGCAGGCCCGGGGCCCUGCCCGCCACUCAGUAUUCCUCCAGUCCUGCGUCAGGUGCUACCGCCCCACCGCCCACGGCAGCGGCCCCCAGCGCCCAGGGCUCCCCCAAGCCCUCGGCCCCCUCGUCAUCUCAGUUCUCUACCUCAGGCGGGCCCUGGGCCCGGGAGCGCAGGGCGGGCGAAGAGCCGGCCCCGGGCCCCGCGCCCCCUGCCCCGCUGCCCCCACCGCUGCCGCUGCCCCCUGCUCGCUCCGAGUCUGAGGUGCUAGAAGAGAUCAGUCGGGCCUGUGAGACCCUGGUGGAGCGGGUGGGCCGGAGUGCGGUCCACCCGGCGGACCCGGCGGACCCGGCCGAGCCCGCGGACAGCGGCACCGAGCGCCCCCCGCCGCCGGCGCCGGCGCAGCCCAAGGAGGAGAGCGGCGGGGCGCCAGCGGGCCCGGGCAAGCGGCGGCAGAAGGAGCACCGGCGGCACCGCCGGGCCUGCCGGGACAGCGUGGGCCGGCGACCCCGCGAGGGGAGGGCCAGGGCCAAGGCCAAGGCCCCCAAAGAGAAGAGCCGGCGGGUGCUGGGCAACCUGGACCUGCAGAGCGGAGAGAUCCAGGGCCGGGAGAAGGCCCGGCCCGACCCGGGCGGCGCCGCCAAAGCCAAGCCUCCCACCACCCCCGCGCCCGCCCCGGCGCCCGCGCCCCUGCCCCAGCCCCCCGCCCCCUCGGGCCCGGGGCCCGGGAAGAAGGCGCGCGAGGACGCCCCGGGGCCCCCGGGCGUGAGCCGCGCCGACAUGCUGAAGCUGCGGUCGCUGAGCGAGGGGCCCCCGAAGGAGCUGAAGAUCAGGCUCAUCAAGGUGGAGAGCGGCGACAAGGAGACCUUCAUCGCCUCCGAGGUGGAGCAGCGGCGCCUGCGCAUGGCUGACCUCACCAUCAGCCACUGCGCCGCCGACGUCAUGCGGGCCAGCAAGAACGCCAAGGUGAAAGGGAAAUUUCGGGAGUCCUACCUUUCCCCCGCGCAGUCCGUGAAGCCGAAAAUCAACACCGAGGAGAAGCUGCCCCGGGAAAAGCUCAACCCCCCCACGCCCAGCAUCUAUCUGGAGAGCAAGCGGGACGCCUUCUCGCCAGUGCUGCUUCAGUUCUGCACGGACCCCCGGAACCCCAUCACCGUCAUCCGGGGCCUGGCGGGCUCGCUCCGGCUCAACUUGGGCCUUUUCUCCACCAAGACGCUGGUGGAGGCGAGCGGGGAGCACGCGGUGGAGGUGCGCACGCAGGUGCAGCAGCCCUCGGACGAGAACUGGGACCUGACGGGGACGCGGCAGAUCUGGCCCUGCGAGAGCUCCCGCUCGCACACCACCAUCGCCAAGUAUGCGCAGUACCAGGCGUCCUCCUUCCAGGAGUCGCUGCAGGAGGACAAGGAGAGCGAGGACGAGGAGUCGGAGGAGCCAGACAGCACCACGGGCACCCCCCCCAGCAGUGCACCGGACCCCAAGAACCAUCACAUCAUUAAGUUUGGCACGAACAUCGACCUGUCGGACGCCAAGAGGUGGAAGCCCCAGCUCCAGGAGCUGCUGAAGCUGCCCGCCUUCAUGCGGGUGACGUCCACCGGCAACAUGCUCAGCCACGUGGGCCACACCAUCCUGGGCAUGAACACCGUGCAGCUGUAUAUGAAGGUCCCCGGCAGCCGGACGCCAGGCCACCAGGAGAACAACAACUUCUGCUCCGUCAACAUCAACAUCGGCCCGGGGGACUGCGAGUGGUUCGCCGUGCACGAGCACUACUGGGAGACCAUCAGCGCCUUCUGCGACCGGCACGGCGUGGACUACCUGACCGGUUCCUGGUGGCCCAUCUUGGAUGACCUCUACGCGUCCAACAUCCCCGUGUACCGCUUCGUGCAGCGCCCGGGGGACCUCGUGUGGAUCAACGCGGGAACCGUGCACUGGGUGCAGGCCACCGGCUGGUGCAACAACAUCGCCUGGAACGUGGGGCCCCUCACCGCCUAUCAGUACCAGCUGGCCCUGGAGCGAUACGAGUGGAAUGAGGUGAAGAGCGUCAAGUCGAUCGUGCCCAUGAUCCACGUGUCCUGGAACGUGGCCCGGACGGUCAAAAUCAGCGACCCCGACCUGUUCAAGAUGAUCAAGUUCUGCCUCCUGCAGUCCAUGAAGCACUGCCAGGUGCAGCGGGAGAGCCUGGUGCGGGCCGGGAAGAAGAUCGCCUACCAGGGCCGCGUCAAGGACGAGCCUGCCUACUACUGCAACGAGUGCGACGUGGAGGUGUUCAACAUCCUGUUCGUGACCAGCGAGAACGGCAGCCGGAACACGUACCUGGUGCACUGCGAGGGCUGCGCGCGCCGCCGCAGCGCCGGGCUGCAGGGCGUGGUGGUGCUGGAGCAGUACCGCACGGAGGAGCUGGCGCAGGCCUACGACGCCUUCACGCUGGCCCCCGCCAGCACGUCGCGAUGAGGCCGGACGCCCCGCUCGCCCGCCCACGCAGGCCGCGGCGGGGCCACCAGCACACGCCUGGGCUGGACCUAGGUCCCGCCUUCGGCCGGGAAAGGGGGUCGGGUCCAGCCCUUCCACCCUAUUGGCAGCUCCCCUCACUUAAUUUAUUAAGAAAAAGAAUUUUUUUAACAAAUACGAGGAAAAAAAGGAAAAAAAAAGGGAGACGGUCGGGGCCGGCGGCCCCUGCCCCGCGCUCCCCUCACCGACUUUGGCCUUUCUAGCAGCAGACACAAGGACCAGGCUCCGGCGGCGGCGGGGCUCAUACGGGUUCCCUCAAGCCUGCCCGCCGCGCCCGCCGCCCGGCGCAGAGCUCGCCCGCGGCUCGUGUACAUAGACGUUCGGCAGCCGAGGUUUUUAAUGAGAUUCUCUAUGGGCUUUACCCUCCCCCAGGACCUUUUUUUACUUCCAAUGCUAGCUGUGAUCCCUGUAUAUGUCUGUUUAUUCACUUGGUUAUGAUUUGUAUUUUUGUUCCCUUUGUUUUUGAUUUUUAAUUUAUAACAGUCCCACUCACCUCUAUUUAUUCAUUUUUUUGGGGAAACCCGACCUCCCGCCCCCACCCCCAAG
Messenger RNA from Meriones unguiculatus (Mongolian gerbil), 6267 nucleotides. RefSeq names its product lysine demethylase 6B (gene Kdm6b). Gene Ontology annotation, biological process: regulation of gene expression; heart development. NCBI's taxonomy places the organism in Eukaryota, Metazoa, Chordata, Mammalia, Rodentia, Muridae. Gene Ontology annotation, molecular function: protein binding; chromatin DNA binding; histone H3K27me2/H3K27me3 demethylase activity. The record is from RefSeq and is a predicted model, not a curated record. Gene Ontology annotation, cellular component: MLL3/4 complex.